AUGUCCUCACUACCUCUCGCCUUCCAGAAAGAAAUCGUCGCUGAACUCGUUGCAGAGGAUGCUCUGCUCAUUAUGGCUAAGGGACUGGGACUCCGCAACAUCCUCGGUGCAUUCCUGCAGAUUUACUCUCAGCCUCAGAAUCUCGUUUUGCUCAUCAACACAAACACCGAGGAAGAGACGGCGCUUCGGGACGACCUCCUCAGGUCCAGUGGUAUCGACAAGGGUGGUGCCUCCCACUUCAAGAGCAUCACAAGCGAACUGAGUCUUGCGGAGCGUAGCGACCUUUACCGCUAUGGAGGCAUCAUGGCCAUCACGUCGCGUAUCCUGGUCAUGGACCUGCUCACAGGCCGAGUUCCCGUCCAGCUCAUCACAGGAAUCCUUGUCGCCAACGCACACAGGGUGACUGCAUCCACCACCGAGGCAUUCAUUUUGCGACUUUUCCGUCAGAGCAAUUCAGAGGGGUUCAUCAAAGCUUUCAGUGAUCAGCCGGAGACUCUGUCAACAGGAUUUGCGACUCUAGAAAAGACGUUGAAACUGCUAUAUCUCCGUAAAGUGAACCUCUGGCCACGUCUGGAGUCUCACACCGCGGAUGUUAUCGAAAUUCGACAGCCAAUGACGAAGGCAAUGAAGACUAUCCAGGCAGCCAUCAUUAAUUGCAUGGAUAUUUGCUUGCAGGAGCUUCGACGGUCCAGCUCAGCUAUUGAGAUUGAUAUUGACGACUUCACGGUGGAGAAGGCCCUGUUCAAGUCAUUCGAUGUUAUCAUCAGGAGGCAGUUGGAUCCUAUCUGGCAUCGCGUCAGUCACAAAACGAAGCAGUUGGUCUCGGACUUGAAGACUUUACGCAGUUUGUUGGGCUAUCUUGUGUCCUACGACAGCGUCAACUUUAACCUGUACCUUGAGACCCUCUUGGCCUCUGUGGGCCCUCACUCAGGAAACUAUUGGAUGAUGACGGAUCCUGCGGACAAAAUCUUUUCGACCGCGAAAUCUCGCGUUUAUCUCCAACAGGAUGGAUACAAGGAUCCUGACGACCCCAACAUCCUGCCCAAUAUGAGACCCAUUCUGGAAGAGCUUCCCAAAUGGGAUAUUCUGUCUGAGAUCAUGGAUGAAGUUGAAGUCGAGAUGCAUAACGCUCCUCACCCCGAAGGACUGGAUACGGUUCUCAUUAUGGCACAUGACCAGCGAGCUUGCUUACAGAUCAAGCGAUAUCUGUCGACACCCAAAACAAGCGCGUCUUCAAGAGGCAAGCCCCUCAUGCGCGAUUUACUGCAUGGAUACUUGCAGUGGAAAUCCAACAUGAAGCAUUUUAAGGACAAUGUCGCUACCAAAACUCCCACCAGUCUCGCCUCCUCUAUGGCAUCUUCAGAAGCCGAGGUCAUCGCCACAUUUAUCAACACGAACCACCAAGCUAGUUCGAAGUCUACUGCUCGCAUUUUCGAUCACGACUUGGAAGAAGUGGACGAUUUUACGGAUUACUUUGGCCUCGUUGAGCCGAGUAAUAUGGUUCUUGUUCACAGUUAUUCUGGAGAAUCAGACUCACUGCUGCUGGAGAACAUCAAACCGCGCUUCAUCAUUAUGUACGAUCCAGAUCCAACAUUUGUCCGGUGUAUCGAGGUUUACAAAGCGCGCCAUCCAGGAAAGCAAGUGCGCGUUUACUUUACAGUUUACGAUAAUUCUGUCGAAGAACAGCUGUACCUGAGUGCUCUUCGUCGCGAGAAGGACGCGUUCACAAGGCUGAUCCAAACCAAGUCGAUGAUGGUAUUGCCAAUAGGCGACACAUUCACAAAACAAGUGCAGGAUCAAUCACUUCUCAGGAACAUCCACACUCGAAUUGCAGGAGGAGGAAAGACUGGCGACGAGCGGCCACCACCCAGGAUCGUUGUCGACGCAAGAGAGUUUAGGAGCUCGCUGCCGUCCAUUUUGCACUCACAAGGAAUGGUUCUCGACCCUUGCACAAUCACUGUCGGAGACUACGUUCUGUCACCCAAUAUCUGCGUUGAACGAAAGAGUAUUUCCGAUCUUAUCUCAUCGUUCGCAUCUGGACGACUGUAUACACAAGUUGAGGCGAUGACUGUGCACUACACCCGGCCAGUGCUUUUGAUUGAGUUUGAUGAAGACAAGUCAUUCUCUUUGCAGGACAAGGCGGACAUUAGAGCCGAUAUCUCUGUGACCGAGCUAUCGUCCAAGCUAGUCUUGCUUACGCUCGCAUUCCCUUCAUUGCGACUCAUUUGGUCUUCCUCAGUGCAUUCGACUGUUGAGAUAUUUGAAGAUCUGAAGCGGUCAGAGGAUGAGCCGGAUAUGCAGCAGGCACAGGCGGUUGGUGUUGAUGCCAACCAAGCGAUUGACAGUGCAUAUAAUCUGACGCCGCAAGACAUUCUUCGCAGUUUGCCGGGUAUCACAUCGAAGAACUACAAGCAGGUCAUGAGGCAUGUUGAAAGUAUCCGCGAGCUGGCAGAACUGGAUGUUGCAAGCCUAUCCAACAUCGUUGGCGAGGGCCCAGCAAAGACGCUCUGGGAAUUUUUCCACAAGGACUCUCGAAUGGACAUGUCCUAA
This is a messenger RNA of Linnemannia hyalina, 2550 nucleotides long. The record is from the annotation of a GenBank genome assembly. Lineage: Eukaryota; Fungi; Mortierellomycota; Mortierellomycetes; Mortierellales; Mortierellaceae.